AUGCCACCUCCUACUGUUCCCUCAACGACUAUUGUUGCAAGCAAAAAAACGGAGAAGCCGAAGCUUGUGUUCUUCACAAACUCCCCCACUCCAGAUAUGGUCACGUCCACAGCUAAUCCGGUGGAUUUGAAGCCUCCUGCUUCGUCGGAUCCAAGAGAUGUUAUUAAAAAUGAAAUCCAGCGGGCUAUUGAUAAGCUUGAGGGACGUGGUGAAGAUGUGAAGAGUACUCCAUUGACCCCUGCGAAGGUUGACAAGGAACUUGUGAAGCCGAAACUGUCUGUGGAGAGUGAACUGAAGCGAUAUCUGUUGUACGCUGCUCCAGGCUUUGGAUGUCUUCUUGGACUGGUACCUGCCAUACUUUUUGUAAAGCUUUGCGGAGUACGUGUUACAUUGUCCGUAACGCUGGCUAUGUCUGGCAUACUAACAGCUAUAGUCCCAGUUCUAUCACGAUUUGGAUUUUCGGCGCUUUUUCCUUUAAGACUUUUCAUGGGCAUGUGUUUUGCGCCAUGUCUCCCAGUCAUGGGUGCAGUCUGUGCGAAUUGGGGGUGUUUGAAUGAGCAGUUGUUGUUCAUAGCGACUGCUUUUGCCUUCAUACAGGUGAAUAUGGAGAUGAGAGGAACUUCGUCACUUCAUAUUAUAUCGACAGGAGAGAAGCACUAA
Strongylus vulgaris is the source of this 660-nucleotide messenger RNA. Lineage: Eukaryota; Metazoa; Nematoda; Chromadorea; Rhabditida; Strongylidae. The record is from the annotation of a GenBank genome assembly.